GCAUGGGAAGUAAUUGUGCAACCUGUUAAAAUUGUUAGAAAAAGGAAGAAGUCCUAAUAAGCGAGGUAUAACAACAAUCGAACCCUCAAAUGAAUCAAUACUCGCAACAACCAAAUGAGGAGGAAGAUGAGGAUCGUAAAUUGAUUUUAACUAUAAUUUUUAAGACCUUGAGGAAAAGAACUAGGAUGGCUAAAGUCCGAUAGUACAACAAUAUUUGAACUUGGAUCCUCCUAAAAAAAAUGAGGCUAUUGUCUAUGCUGAACAAACCAGGGCCCAACCAGUUGAAACUCCAUAAGUUCAAGUGAUCAUGACUAAUGGUAUUUAUGAAAACGAUAAAAAGAGUCAAAUGCAGAUAGCAAGAAGAGAAAAAACGAGAUGAUGCUAAGGAAUUAAGAGGAUCUUAAUGAUGUUUAGGUUCCCAAGUCUGAGAAUACGGUUAGAGAGAAGAGGGCUCGUCAUCAAUUUAAGGUAGAAAAGUGUUGAAAAUAUUAUUUUAAUAGAGCGGAGCAUACUAUGAAGGAGAAUGGGUUGGAUAGAGCAGAGAUGGGUAUGGAGUUCAAAUUUGGAGUGAUGGAGCAAAGUAUGAAGGGGAGUGGAAAAACAAUAGAGCCAAUGGGAAGGGGAAAUUCUGGCAUAUAGAUGGGGAUUACUUUGAAGGAGAUUGGAAGGAUGAUAAAGCAUGUGGGAAAGGUGUUUAUAUUCAUACGAAUGGAGCAAAGUAUGAAGGAGAUUGGAUGGAUGAUUUAUAACAUGGAGUUGGAAUUGAAACGUGGGCUGAUUAAGCAAGAUUCGAGGGGAGAUAUUAGUAUGGCAAGAAAGAAGGAUAAGGGAAGUAUUACUGGAGUGAUGGAUCAGUGUAUAUUGGAAAUUGGAGUGAGAAUAAGUUGUCUGGAUUUGGAGUGUAUACUUGGCCUGAUGGGAGGGUAUUGAAACUUAUUUAAUUUAGAGAUACGAAGGAUAAUGGUCAAAUAAUCAGAUGAGUGGACGUGGGAUCUACUAUUGGAAAGAUGGAAGACAAUAUGAAGGCCAGUAUGUUAAUGAUAAGAAACAUGGUUAUGGCAUUUACACAUGGCCGGAUGGAAGGGUAUGAUUAUUAGUUGAGUCUUAUUAGAAAUACGAAGGAUAUUGGUCUAACGGCAAAUAAUAAGGGAAAGGUAGAUACAUACUACCUAAUGGAAAGAGUUAGUUGGGAAUGUGGGAUAAUGGCAAAAGGAUCAAGUGGUUGGAUCUUAGUGAACAGAACAUUGAUUUGAAACCAAAAGAUUGGAAUUCUUAUGUUUAACCGUCAUUGGGAGAAACAUAAUUAUGAUUAUUAUACUAAUUAAGUAACUA
Messenger RNA from Paramecium octaurelia, 1332 nucleotides. The record is from the annotation of a GenBank genome assembly. NCBI's taxonomy places the organism in Eukaryota, Ciliophora, Oligohymenophorea, Peniculida, Parameciidae.